AUGACUCUAAUCGAGGAUUCAUUCUUAAAUGUCCCCAUCGAUCAGGACCGGCCGAUCAAAGUUAUAUGUAUUGGCGCGGGAUUCUCUGGGAUAUUGUGUGGAAUCCGACUCCCUCAAAAAGUAUCCAAUCUUGAUCUUACGAUAUAUGAGAAGAAUGAAGACUUUGGAGGCACCUGGCUAGAGAACAAAUAUCCUGAUGUCCCAUCUCACAGCUACCAGUACACCUUCGCCGGAAACCCCAACUGGUCCAAAUUCUACUCAUCUGGCACAGAGAUCCUGGCUUACCUCCAAGAUACCGCUUGGCGAUAUGACGUGCAAAAAUAUGCCCGCUUCCAACAUGUCUUCAAAGGGGCAACGUGGAAUGACUCAACUCACAAGUGGACUGUCAAGAUUUAUAGCUUGAAAUCUGGAGAGACCUUUGAGGACUCUGCAGACGUUCUAAUUAGAGGAACAGGGCUCUUGAACAAGUGGAAGUGGCCAAGUAUAGAAGGUCUCCACACAUUCAAAGGCGAUCUUAUGCAUACUGCAAACUUCGAUCCAUCUUUCGACUGGGGUGGUAAAAGAGUGGCAUUGGUUGGAGCUGGAUCCACGGGUAUCCAGAUCUUACCGCACAUCCAGCCCCGAGCGAAGAAGAUUUUCCACUACAUGAGAGGGAAGACCUGGAUUAGUCCUGUCGGAUAUGGUGCCGAAAUGGGCGGUGGUGGCAACUUUGAGUACAGCAAUGAGCAACGGCAGCAGUUCGCGCAGAGUCCCGCAUCCUAUCUAGCAUACCGCCACAAGCUAGAAGAGGUUAUGAAUAAAAGUCAACUCGUCAGCUUUCGGGGAACAGAUAUCCAAAAGCGCUUCUGGGUCGAGGCCGAGAAAUUUAUGAAAGAGAAGCUGGAGAAAAAACCGGAGAUCUACCAGUCUCUGCUCCCAUCAUUUCCACCAGGAUGUCGGCGGUUGACACCUGGACCAGGCUAUCUUGAGGCUCUUCUCCGGGAUAAUGUCCAAUUUAUCGGAAGUGGAGUGGCUAAAGUCGACGAAAAGGGAAUCCUAGACCAGCUGGGAAAUUAUCACGAGGUUGAUGCCAUUAUCUGUGCUACCGGUUUCGACUACACGUUCAACAAUGAAGAGACGCCCAUUAUAGGCCGUAAUGGGAUUUCGCUUGAUGACAUGUACAACCCAUACCCGCAGGCAUAUAUGGGUGUUGCGGUUCCAAACAUGCCAAAUCACUUCAUGUUUCUUGGACCAGCCAGCGCUCCGGCCUCUGGCAGCUUCAUCCCGACCCUCGAGCUUGUUAUGGACUACAUCAUCAAAUGUGUAAAGAAGCUUCAAGAAGAGUCUUAUAGCUAUAUGGAACCUACGAUCGAAGCACUAGAUGCCUUUAAUGCACAAGCAGACAAAUAUUUCAGCAGAACUGUCUAUACUUACAAGUGCAGCUCAUUCUUCAAAGGUGACAAGGAUGAGGGCCGUGUGACAACAGUCUGGCCUGGCUCCGCAACUCACUACAUGAAAGCUGUAAACAACCCCCGUUGGGAGGAUUUCCGUUAUGGGUUAGUACCUGAAGCUGGGGGCAACCCAAUGGCCUGGCUUGGUAAUGGGAUGACCAUGGCGCAACAAAAUGGAGAGAAGACUUCUUCAUUUCUUGACGAAGUUGACAUCCCCCCAGCCAUCCACCAUUACCCGGUCUUUGCCAAUAGCCUCGCCAAGGACGUUUCAGCCAAGACUCACACUAAGGGUACCAACAGUGUUAUUGAAUCAGCUAUAUCCUCUCUGCCUGCGUGA
Clonostachys solani is the source of this 1767-nucleotide messenger RNA. The record is from the annotation of a GenBank genome assembly. NCBI's taxonomy places the organism in Eukaryota, Fungi, Ascomycota, Sordariomycetes, Hypocreales, Bionectriaceae.